UAUAAAUGCCAGGACCAUCUGCAGUCGAAGCAGGCAGCGGUUUCGAGCACCGACUUCUUCUUCACUUACACACGAUGAUGGCGCUUCAGAUUUUCUCUCUUCCGAAUGUUUGCUCCAAGAGGAUUCCUGCUCAGGUCCCUCGUUCGGCGAGUGCCAAAGCUGCCGUAUCUCAAGGGGGACGGAGAUCACCCCAGUAUCAGCCGACUCUCUGGACUUACGAUUACCUCCAAUCCCUGCCAAUUGGUGUCCAUCGUCGUGUGGUCGAGCAGCAAAAUGGAAGAGUGCAAAUGCUGGAACAAGAAGUGAGGAGCGCCAUGAACGACGAAAAUGCCGAACUCUCCACCAUACUCGCUCUGGUCGAUGACAUUCAACGACUGGGACUAAUCUUUCUCUUCGAGGAAGACGUAAAGAGAGCUCUUCACAGAUACCACUCUCUGGAUGGAGGUUACAAGAACAGAGACCAGAAGACCCUUCAUGGAACAGCUCUCUUCUUUAGGAUUCUGAGACAAAAUGGCUUCGAAGUUUCUCCAGAUGUUUUCUGGAUUUUCAUGGACGAGCAAGGAACAUUUAUGGAGAGCCUCGGCCGUGACGUUGAAGGGCUGUUGAGUUUAUACGAAGCUUCGCAUUUGGCCUUCGAAGAAGAAGAUAUCUUGCACGAGGCUAAGGCAUUUGCCAUCGAGCAUCUUAAACGCCUCAACAAUAUCGAUGUCAGCAAAGAUCUCGAAUAUUUCCAAGUGAACUGGGGGUUGGCACUGCCCCUGCACCUGAGAAUGCCAUUGCUGGAAGCUCGACGGUCCAUUGAAGCUUAUAGCACCCGGAGAGACGCAGAUCGUCGGCUGCUGGAACUGGCCGUGUACAAUUUCAACAUGGUGCAGUCUAUUCUCCAAAGAGAUCUUCAGGAGAUGUCGAGAUGGUGGAACGAUGUUAGCCUGGCAAACAAGUUGAGCUUUGCAAGAGAUCGACUGAUGGAGUGCUUCUUCUGGACGGUCGGAAUGGCCUACGAGCCUCAGUUCAGCAAUCUCCGUAGAGGGCUAACGAAAGUGACCGCACUCGUGACCACCAUCGAUGAUGUGUACGAUGUUUAUGGUAGUUUGGAUGAAUUGGAGCUAUUCACAGAUGCUGUACACAGAUGGGAUGUCGAUGCCGUGUCGAAUCUUCCAGGCUGUAUGAAGCUUUGCUUCCUAGCUCUCUACAAUGCCGUGCACGAGAUGGCUUACGACGUCCUCAAGCAGAAUGGAGAAAAUAUCAUCCCGUGUCUAACAAAGGCGUGGAGUGACAUGCUCAAAGCCUUCCUGCAAGAGGCGAAGUGGAAGCACAACAAGGUCACCCUGACGUUCGAAGAAUACAUGAACAAUGGCUGGAUCUCAGUCUCCGGACUCGUCAUAUUGAUUCAUGCUUUCUUUCUAUCGACCCCGCACAUUAGAAAGGAGGAACUAGAAUUGAUCGAGACUUACGGCCAUGAUCUCUUGAAGUCGCCGUCCAUUAUUUUCCGCCUCUGCAACGAUCUCGGUACCUCGUCGGCCGAGCUAGAGAGAGGAGAAACGGCAAAUUCGAUCCUAUGCUACAUGCAAGACACCGGGGUGUGCGAGAAUGUUGCUCGCGAGCACAUUAAGGAACUGAUCGACACAGCAUGGAAGAAGAUGAACAGAUAUCAAGUCAACAACUCUUUGUUUGGAAAAUCAUUCGUACGUUUGGCUUUCAACCUAGCCCGAAUAGCUCACUAUACAUACCAAGAUGGAGAUGCACAUGGCGCUCCAAAUGAUAGAUCGAAGUACCGUAUCCACUCAUUAUUGAUUGAUCCCAUUUCUCUGGAGUAGAUUUGUCAAAAUAGGUCAUGGACUCAUUUCUUAACCCAUAUUUUAUGGGCAUUUUAAGGGUUAGUUAUGUUAGGAAAUGGGUUGUAAAUGGGUUUAUAAUAGCAAUGCCCAAAAAAAUAUGGAUGUCUAGUUGGUUUCGUGAUAUACCCAAAUCCAACCUAUACUUGGGACAAGCAAUGCUAGAACAACGGUGCCAUUAUUGCUCGAAGAUGACGGUGCAAUUUCAACCGUUACUUUUGCUUCAAGUGGAACUGGUUACUGGAUUUGUUUAAAUAUGAAGAAAAGGAAAAUUGUUCAA
This is a messenger RNA of Eucalyptus grandis, 2115 nucleotides long. RefSeq names its product probable terpene synthase 12. The record is from RefSeq and is a predicted model, not a curated record. Gene Ontology annotation, biological process: diterpenoid biosynthetic process. Bases 6 to 1817 code for a protein of 603 amino acids. Gene Ontology annotation, molecular function: magnesium ion binding; terpene synthase activity. Lineage: Eukaryota; Viridiplantae; Streptophyta; Magnoliopsida; Myrtales; Myrtaceae. The transcript has 7 exons.